AUAUUCUUUUCUUCACAUAACUUCAGGUAUCCCCAGUUUUUCCUCUCAAACUUUCUCACAUUCUCUUUCUCUCAUGGAAUUGCCUGUUAAGUCCCCGGAUUCUGGUGGCCGGAAAUAUCCGUACAGAUUGGAAACUAGGGAUCUGUCUUACAAGUUGAGCACCAAAUUUGAAGACUAUUUCAGGUGUGAUUUUUGUGGUGGGAAUGAAGGUAGAGCUGCUGCUAAGUUCAUUUUGAAGGGUGUGAACUGUGAAGCUAGGCCCGGACAGGUUACUGCAAUAGCUGGACCAAGUGGUGCAGGCAAAACUACAUUGCUAGAUAUUCUUGCUGGGAAGAUACCACCUUGUGAAGUGUCAUCAGGGGAAGUUCUUGUCAAUGGCAAGCCUAUUAAUGUUAAAGUUUUUCGGAGAGUUUCGGGGUAUGUUACGCAAGACGACGCGCUAUUUCCGUUGCUUACAGUCGAAGAAACGUUGAUGUAUAGUGCACUUUUGAGGCUACCAGGAGGGAGGAAGGAAGCUGGUUCUAGAGUGAAAGAGCUAAUGAAGGAGCUAGGAUUGGAACAUGUGGCGGGUUCCAGGAUCCGUGAGGGAUCGAACAACGGCAUUUCGGGUGGAGAAAGGCGAAGAGUAUCGAUCGGGGUCGAUUUGGUUCAUGACCCUGCUGUUAUCUUGAUUGAUGAACCAACUUCAGGGUUGGAUUCUGCUUCAGCUCUUCAUGCAGUGACACUACUGAAAUCAAUGGCAGUUAAUCAAGGUAAGACUAUUGUUUUAACCAUCCACCAACCUGGUUUUCGGAUCCUCGAACUGUUUGAUCGCAUCGUUUUGCUUUCAAACGGAUUUGUCGUCCAUAACGGAGGGCUAAACCUUCUCGAAGAAAGACUAAAGUUUGCUGAUCAUCGAAUCCCUCGACAUGUCAAUGUUCUUGAAUUCGCCAUUGAUGUUAUAGAAACUUUACCCGUCCCAAAUCCAGGCACUCUAAGUAACAUAAACCGGGAAGACCGUAAAAUUACAACCCCAAUCCGCUUCGAAAGAAAGCUGCUCGUCUACCCAAAUUCCCGGUUCGACGAGGUCUUGAUAUUAGGACAAAGAUUCUGCAGCAACAUAUUCAGAACCAAACAACUCUUUGCCACAAGGGUCAUACAAGCCUUGGUAGCAGGUUUUAUACUUGGAACCAUAUAUUUCAACGUAGGAAAUGAUAAAGGAAGGAUAGCUUUACAAACCCAAACAGGGUUCUUCGCUUUCACCCUCACAUUCUUACUAUCUUCAACCACUGAAGGACUACCAAUUUUCUUACAAGAAAGAAGGAUCCUAAUGAGAGAAACAUCAAGAGGAGCAUACAGAGUCUCCUCCUAUGUCUUGUCCAAUACCCUUGUUUUCCUCCCAUUUCUUUUAAUGAUAGGCAUCCUCUUCACUUCACCAGUUUACUGGCUUGUUGGAUUGAGAAAAGACACCGUUGAUGGGUUCCUUUACUUCUCCUUGGUGGUAUGGAUGGUACUUUUGAUGGCCAAUUCAUUCGUGGCAUGUUUCAGUGCACUUGUCCCAAACUUCAUAAUGGGGAACUCAGUGAUUGCAGGUCUAAUGGGGUCUUUCUUCCUGUUUUCAGGCUAUUUUAUAGCUAAAGAUAAGAUACCAAGCUACUGGGUUUUCAUGCAUUAUUUGAGCUUGUUUAAGUACCCAUUUGAAUGCUUUAUGAUAAAUGAGUAUGGAGGGGAACAAGGGGAAAGGAAGUGCAUUGAAAUUGAGAAUGGUGAAUGUAGGUUGUAUGGGAGUUCGUUCUUAAGACAGCAAGACCUGAAAGAUUCACAGAAAUGGACCAAUGUAGGUGUCAUGUUGGGCUUCAUAGUUGGGUAUAGAGUGCUUGGUUUAGUUAUUUUGUGGUUUAGAUGUUACAAAGCUAGAAACUAAAUAAUCUUUUCUUUUCUUUUUAAUUUUUUCCAUUAUUAUUGUUAUUUAUCAAAUUUUUUUACUCACUCAUCUACCUAUAUACUUAAUGCAAAAUCUGUAUGUAUACAUGGGUUUGCUUUAAAUUCAUUGAGGAAAGGGAUUUAGCAGAUAGUUGUUAUUAUUAUUCUUAAUCUUAUUCUUAUUAGGC
Messenger RNA from Gossypium raimondii (Peruvian cotton), 2090 nucleotides. Its product is annotated as ABC transporter G family member 10. Gene Ontology annotation, cellular component: membrane. The record is from RefSeq and is a predicted model, not a curated record. NCBI's taxonomy places the organism in Eukaryota, Viridiplantae, Streptophyta, Magnoliopsida, Malvales, Malvaceae. Gene Ontology annotation, molecular function: ABC-type transporter activity; ATP hydrolysis activity; ATP binding. Bases 74 to 1903 code for a protein of 609 amino acids. The transcript has a single exon.